AUGGAGAAAAAGCAGCUGUGGAGGAUAGAAGUCUAUGAAGUCGACCUCACGCGCACCUUCACCUUCCGCAACUCCAAGCAGACAUACACAGGAAUUCCCAUUAUAGUGGCAAACAUGGACACUGUGGGGACAUUUGAAAUGGCUGUGGUUAUGGCAAAACAUGCAAUGUUCACUGCAAUUCACAAGCAUUAUUCUCUGGAAGAAUGGAAACUGUUUGCUGCCAAUCACCCAGAAUGCCUUGAGCAUGUAGCAGCAAGCUCAGGUAGUGGAAAAGCUGAUUUGGACAAGUUAACAAGUAUUCUAGAGGCCAUUCCACCUGUCAGAUACAUCUGCCUGGAUGUGGCAAAUGGCUAUUCAGAGCACUUUGUGGAGUUCGUGAAGUCUGUCCGUGCCCUGUUCCCACAUCACACCAUUAUGGCAGGCAAUGUGGUGACAGGAGAGAUGGUAGAAGAACUUAUUCUUUCUGGAGCAGAUAUUAUUAAAGUGGGUAUCGGACCAGGUUCUGUGUGUACCACUCGGAUUAAGACGGGGGUGGGCUAUCCACAGCUAAGUGCUGUUAUUGAGUGUGCAGACUCAGCACAUGGCUUGAAAGGACAUAUCAUCUCUGACGGAGGAUGCAGCUGCCCAGGAGAUGUCGCCAAAGCGUUUGGAGCCGGUGCUGAUUUUGUCAUGCUUGGAGGAAUGUUUGCAGGCCAUGACCAGUGUGCUGGAGAGAUUAUGGAAAAGAAUGGCAAGAAGGUGAAACUAUUCUAUGGAAUGAGCUCUGAUACAGCCAUGAAGAAGCAUGCAGGAGGGGUUGCUGAAUACAGGGCUUCAGAGGGCAGAACUGUGGAGGUACCGUACAGAGGGGACGUGGAACUCACCAUCCUGGACAUCCUUGGGGGGCUGCGCUCCACCUGCACCUACGUGGGAGCUGCCAAACUCAAGGAACUGAGCAGGAGAACAACGUUUAUCCGGGUCACCCAGCAGCACAGCCAGGUCUUCUCUUAGCCCAGGAGUUGGGGGCUGGAGAUAGAGGGGUGAGGGAGAGGAGCAGGAAGGGCUGCUGUUCUGUUCUGCUUUCUCCUCCAUGUUGUGUUAGUGGCAAACUCUCCUCUCUCUCAGAAUGGCAGUGUCAUAGCCGUUAGAGCGACUAUGGCUGGGAUUUGAAAGGGGAAGGUCAUGCUAUUAACACAGUGCCAUUGGCUCAAAAUGCAGUAGCCUCAUCUUUUAUUGUUGUGCCUAUUUUAUUUUUUAAUCAACAUUUCUUUACCUGUUUUUUCCCCCUCUGAUAAAAAGCUGCUGAAAUCUCAAUUAACAAGGAAUUGGCUUGUACAGACAUGGCUGUUAUGCCUGCACACAUACACACAUUCCCUUUUUUAAGACUGACCUGUCAGCUACCACUGCUUCUGGCAGCGCACCCUCCAGAAAUUGCAGGCUGGAAGAGAAAAAGAUGCAAGGAAUUGUGUGGAGAAAUCAAAUAUCAAAUCCUCUUUAAUCUUUGUUCUAGCAAAAGAAUGGAUGUUUGUGGCAUGGCUGCCAGCCUGCAGAAUGUCAAAGGUGGAUGGUG
Molecule: messenger RNA, 1549 nt
Organism: Fulmarus glacialis (Northern fulmar)
Lineage: Eukaryota; Metazoa; Chordata; Aves; Procellariiformes; Procellariidae
Gene: GMPR
Product: guanosine monophosphate reductase
Exons: 9
Coding region: 1-990 (329 amino acids)
Biological process (GO): nucleotide metabolic process
Cellular component (GO): GMP reductase complex
Molecular function (GO): GMP reductase activity
Source: RefSeq, a predicted model, not a curated record